CUUCCGGAACACUUUACAUAGGCAGCCAUGACUUGCAAUCUGCUACUGACUAUGCUGUUGCUCCUGGCCUCCCCCGCGACAUCUUUCAACGACUGCGAGUUUCUGCUGGAGGGCGGGGAUCCGUUUACACUGGUCUGUAAGGCUCAAGUAAGUGCCGAACUGAAACAGAGCUUCCGGGACAGGUGGAUCAAGGCAAACACGCCGUACUGGAUCUGGAUGAGACAUCGACCAGUGUCCCAAAUGCUUAUAUCCUUCCACCAUUCGGCCAUCUCGCCGUGCGAAAAUGUCACCCUCAGCCUAAACUGCCUGCACUGCUACCAGAGCGACACUCCUGGGGAACACAUAGAAGCUGAUAGAAUCCACUGCCAUGAUGGUAGAUUCGCCUACAUCGUGGCCCUUCAAAAGACCUGCGGUAUGAAUAUUGAGUGCGAUAUCGAACAUAUUGCCCUUUACUAUGCAAAGCGGGGUCCGCCGGAGUCAUCGGGAGCCGCCCAAACAGUUCCCUGGGGGAUGGGUUGGCUCUGGGACAGCUGGAUGUGGCCUGAGUAA
Molecule: messenger RNA, 549 nt
Organism: Drosophila bipectinata
Lineage: Eukaryota; Metazoa; Arthropoda; Insecta; Diptera; Drosophilidae
Source: RefSeq, a predicted model, not a curated record